Molecule: messenger RNA, 1816 nt
Organism: Nasonia vitripennis (jewel wasp)
Lineage: Eukaryota; Metazoa; Arthropoda; Insecta; Hymenoptera; Pteromalidae
Product: apolipoprotein D
Exons: 5
Coding region: 430-1032 (200 amino acids)
Biological process (GO): lipid transport; brain development; tissue regeneration
Molecular function (GO): lipid binding
Source: RefSeq, a predicted model, not a curated record
AUGGGUUCGGUAUAUGUAUAUAUAAAUACAGAUACUGCGUGCAGCAGCCUCGGGAGUUUCUUGAACCUUUCGCGCUCUCGUCUUUCUCCUGCGCGUAUGAACCGUUACUGACCCAGUAAGUUGCGCCGCGAAUUAGCGAGAAAGAGAGAGAGAAACAUCGACGAGGACGUCCGUAUAGCGCGCCGCAGUCGCGACGAGCACCAGCGCCCCGGCGAGAGGUCAUCGCGAUAUUAUAGCCGGCAGCGUCGACGGGGACAGGUGUGCGUUGCAGCAUUUCCACUACUGCCGAGUCCGCGAACGGAGCCAAGACCGGAGCCGACCUUCGCUGCAGUACACGUGAGAGCGGAACCGCGAGUGUGGCUGUCUGUGCCGAGAGCGAGCUCUUCAAGGUCAGCAGGUUUUUAGCAUUGCGUUCUCUAUUGGAGCAAGAUGAUUUGGCUAUAUUUGGGAUUUUUCCUGGUUGGAAGUGCCGUGGCACAAGUGCCUUUCUUAGGAGGAUGCCCCAAGGUGGAAACUAUGCCAAAUUUUAACACGCAAAAGUAUCUUGGAGAGUGGUACGAAGCAGAGCGUUACUUUGCUUUCUUCGAGUUCGGUGGAAAAUGCGUCACUGCAACGUACCAAGCUAAUGAUAACGGCACCGUGAGCGUCGUCAACAGGCAAAUUUCAUCCUUGAGCGGCGUCGCGUCGAGCAUCAAGGGUUUUGCAGCUCAAAAGAGCCCCGAGAGAUCUAAACUGUCGGUCGUCUUUCCUUCCUUGCCCGUUCAUUUUGACGCGCCUUACUGGAUCCUCGACACUGAUUACACUUCUUACGCCGUUGUAUGGAGUUGCAACGAUUUCGGCCUUUUCAGCACACGAAACGCUUGGAUCUUAACCAGAGAACAACACCCAGCAGUUGCUACCGUAGAAAAAGCAUAUCAAGUAUUGGACAAGAACCAAAUCAGCAGAGCAUUUUUCGUUCGAACAGAUCAGAAGAAUUGCCCCCAGCAGAGUCAAAGCACCACCGAAAGUUCAGAAUCAAAUCAAAUUUCUUAAGCUUAUAUGGUUGGCGUGUAUAUUUAUAAGUUAUCGAUUUACUAAAGUUCCAAAUAGUCGUUAAAUCUUAUUUAUUGUAAAUAGAUGAAAAUGAACUUUGAAAAUUGUGAAUAAGUAGAAAUUCGUAUUUGCUUACACCGUUUGACAGUAAAGAAAAGUAUACGAGAAAUGUUGAAAAAUAGUCAAGUUCGUGAUGAUUGGUUUUAAAUUUAUAGUUUUAUUAUAUUAUUUAUUUAUUGUAAACAAAUGGUAUGUUAUAACAACUACUAAGUGCUUGGCUGAGUACUUAAGUUGAACAAAAUGAUUUAAUUUAUUGUUACUUAUCGAAUAUAUAUAUAUAUAUAUAUAUAUACACAAAUGUGAUAUUGCAAUUCACUUUUAAUUAUUUUUAUGCUCUAUGAUAUAAUUUGCCCUAAAAUUUUUAAUAUUUUGUAAUGAUAAUUGAAGUUUCAAUCUUGGUCCCGAAAGAAGAAUCAUCCCGCCAUCUGUGAAGUGAAUGGUGAUACUAAAUGACCGGCACAGUGGUCCCAGAGUUUACCAUGAGAUGGCGACAGGUUGUACAAAGAUUUAUCGCCGUAUAAUACACUCAGUUACCGGCUCAUAAUAACUAACUCAAAGAUAAUUUGUUCUUAAUCAUCAUAAUCUUAUAACAGAUACAUUACUCUUUCAAGCUUUCAAGUACUAUUUAUUAAUUUUAAAAUGUUUUACAGAAAUUGAAAAAGUUAACUGGUUUUGGCAUCAGUGCAUCAUUUCUGCAAUAAAUUUAAUAUACUAAUUAGUUAUA